Molecule: messenger RNA, 1181 nt
Organism: Prorocentrum cordatum
Lineage: Eukaryota; Dinophyceae; Prorocentrales; Prorocentraceae
Source: the annotation of a GenBank genome assembly
GCCGACGAAUGCGCGGGGGAUGCGCUUGAGAGCGGCGAGGCGAUGGGGCGGAAGAAGGCGCGCGCCUCCCCGUGGGGCGCCCCCCUCGUGGACGCCCCGAACGAGGAGGGCGUCGAAGGAGGCCCUGGGCGGUGGCACCAACAAGGUCCUGAAGCCCUUCUGCUUCUUCUGCGACAGGGAGUUCGAUGACGAAGUGGUCCUGCUGCAGCACCAGCGCGCGAAGCACUUCCGGUGCCCAGAGUGCGGCGACAGGGAGAUCCGGGGCAAGUGCGAGAGCGUCCAGGGGCUCAUCGUGCACACCCUGAAGGUCCACUCCCGGGCGCUGGAGAGGGUCCCGAACGCCAUGCAGGGCCGCGAGAACCCGGAGAUGAACGUCUAUGGCAUGGACGGCAUCCCCAGCGAGCUCCUGGUGGAGAGGGGGUACCCCGUGCGGGCGGCCUCGGGGACGGACAAGCCCAACUCCGCCCCGCCGCCCGCGCCGGAGCCGGAGCCGCCGCCGCCGCUGCACGGGUUCCCAGGUAUGCCCGGGCUUCCAGGGAUGCCCCCGCUGCCAGGGGGCCUGCCCGGCAUGCCUGGCCUGCCGGGGAUGCCCGGCAUGCCGGGCGGCCUGCCCGGCGGCUUGCCGGGCUUGCCGGGGCUGCCGGGGAUGCCGGCCGGCGACCUCGCCAGCCUGCUCGCGGCCACGGCGCCGGCGCCGGCGCCGGCAGGCCUGCCCCAUGGCGCCGCCCCACCGCCUGGCGGCGGGCCCUCGCUAGAGGGCUUCCAGGCUUUCCUGGCCGCGCAAGGCGUGCCGCCGCCCGGAGGGCUGCCAGCGCCGGGAGGCACGGCGCCGGCGCCGUUCCCGCCGCUGCCUGGCGCGGCGCCGCCAGGCGCGGCGCCGCUCUCCGCCCUGGGCCUGCCGGAGCCCCUGGCGCUGGGCGCGCCGCCCGCGCUGCCGCCGCCGCCCGGCCCCGGCGACGCGGCGCCCGAGCCGCCCGACAAGCGCCCGCGGAGCGACGGGCAGGGCGGCGCAGGCGCGGCGACCGAGGAGGACGUCUCGGUCGAGGAGCGCCGCGCCAUGCUGCCGAAGUACAGCGGGCUGAGAUGAGGGGCUCCAGGCCCCGCGCGCGCGCCGGGCGGCGCGCCUUGCCGCGCGCGGCCACCGCGCGCGGCCAGGGCCCCGCCGCCUCGCCAACCUCGCC